AUGAUGUCAUCUGGUGAGCGAGCAGCUUCUUCAUCGUCCUGCACUUCGGUCAACACUGUCUGCUCGGAGGGCGAGCGUCCCACCUCCUUCUCUCUGUCGUCCUCCACCUCCUCCGUCUCUCUGCAGGACGCCUCCCACUCCUCCUCCUCAUCCUCUUCAUCACUCCCGUACGGUGCCGUGUCAGCCUACAACGCCUCCUCCUCAUCCUCAACGGCCUCUACGCCAAAGAGGAACAGCUCCGACAUCAGCCUGGACCUCACUCCCAUUGUCAACAUGCAUGGAGGGGGAGGAGUUACAAAGUUGACAAGUAUAAGCCACACCCCUAAUGGACACAUAGCCAAUCAGGUGUCAGCAGCUGUGGGAGCCACGCCCAGGCAGCUUUCCCGUUUGCAGAGGGUGGUACUGGAGAUCGUGGAGACAGAGCAAACCUAUGUCAGAGACCUGAGGAGCAUCGUGGAGGAUUAUCUGGGUUGCAUCAUCGACUGUGGAGUUCUGCCUCUGAAACCGGACCAGGUCAGCACUUUGUUCUGCAACAUCGAGGACAUCUACGAGUUCAACAGUGAUCUCCUGGAAGAUUUGGAGCGAAGUCCUGAUGCGGCGUCCAUCGCAGACUGUUUUGUAGAGCGGAGUGAAGCCUUUGACAUCUACACCUUGUACUGCAUGAACUACCCAAACUCAGUGGCGGUUCUGAGGGACUGCAUGAAAAAUGAAAAUCUGGUUCGUUUCUUCCAAGAGCGGCGGACGACUCUGAACCACUCGUUACCUCUGGAGACGUACCUGCUCAAACCGGUGCAGAGGAUCCUCAAAUACCACCUGCUGCUGCAGGAGCUUUCCAAGCACCUGGAGAAGAGCGAGCCUGGGUACGAAGUGGUGGAGGACGCCAUCAUCACCAUGACGGCUGUGGCGUGGUACAUCAACGACAUGAAGAGGAAGCAGGAGCACGCCGUGCGGCUGCAGGAAAUUGAGUCCCUGCUGAUGAACUGGAGCGGGCCGAACCUCAGCGGCUUCGGAGAGCUGGUUCUGGAGGGUUCCUUUAAGGUGCACAGAGUGAAGAAAGAGCGUGCGUUCUUCCUGUUUGAUAAGAUGCUGCUGAUCGCCAAGAAGAGGCUGGAUCAGUUCGUCUACAGCACACAUAUUUUUUGCUGUAACCUACAGCUGGUGGAGAACCUGAAGGAUCCGCUCUGCUUUCGAGUGUCAGAUCAGACGAUUCCUAAGCAGCAGCAACACGUCGUCCAGACCAAGAACCAGGAGGAGAAGAGGCUGUGGGUGCACUACCUGAAGAGACUCAUCAUAGAAAACCAUCCGGCUUCACUCCCGCAGAAGGCGAGACAAGUCCUCGGAGAUAACUUCUGUCAGACUCCUCAGUUCGAGCAGGACAACCUGACGAAGUUGUGCGCUUCACCGCGACUAGACGACGCUCACGGUUCUCACCGAGGGAGACGGCAGUCAGAACCUUCAGAACUGCUGCUUUACACACCUGAGAAGUCCAGGAAG
This is a messenger RNA of Nematolebias whitei (Rio pearlfish), 1494 nucleotides long. It is a transcript of the gene plekhg2, whose product is annotated as pleckstrin homology domain containing, family G (with RhoGef domain) member 2. The record is from RefSeq and is a predicted model, not a curated record. Gene Ontology annotation, molecular function: guanyl-nucleotide exchange factor activity. The transcript is spliced from 12 exons. The annotation marks the transcript as partial. NCBI's taxonomy places the organism in Eukaryota, Metazoa, Chordata, Actinopteri, Cyprinodontiformes, Rivulidae.